UCCGCACGCAGCCUAAUUUCACCCAUUCUUGCCCCUUUUAUUUCGACACACUUUACAUGUCUUUACGAGCACUCCUAGCACGAAGCCUGCGAGCACCCACCCAUACCGUGCGUCCAUGCAUCUGCCUCAGUCCGCUCCGCCGCCUACAGACUCCACACCAGCGCCGGUCGCCGCACCCAGACCGCUGUGAUGACUACGGCUGUGCGCCCGCCGCUUGAGAUCCGUAUGUCGGAUAUACCGCCCGAAGGAGCCGACCAGGAUGAUAGAGAUUAAGCCGUACCCGUACUAUGUCGCGUAUACAGAGGAAGGCACAGUACGGGUUGACGUGCGCAAGAGCCCCCAGCUCAUCGGACAGACCACGAGCCGUGGCACCAGAGGAUAUAACCAGGAUAGGGCCGAGUAUAGACCGCUGCGGAUCCCCGGGAUGGUGGCAGACCGCAAAGAUAAAACCAGCGCUCAGAUUAUGUACCUGGGCGUCUACGACGGACAUGGUGGAGAGUCGUGCGCCGAGUACCUAAAGCAGGUUCUGCAUAGCCACAUCGAGAACGUAACGACAGCCGACCUGGCCUCUGUUGUGAACAAUAUGCGCAACUACGGCAAGGACUGGCAGACAUACACGCCCUCGGCGCUGCAGGGGCUAGAGAGCGCCCUGCACCGCCGCCAGAUGCCGAGCUUUCUGACCAUCGAGGAGCGCAUCACGCUGGCAUUCCUCAAAUCCGACAACGACAUAAAGAACCUGCGGUGGAGCGACAACCAGGGCUCGACCGCCUGCACCGUGCUUUUGUGGGACUCCGAGGGUCUGCCGUUCUGGUCGCACGACAGCCAGCUGAACCUGGUUGUAUCGAGCGUCGGUGACUCCAAGGCCAUUCUCUGCAACGUCGACGAGCAUGGCGGAUUGGCCACAGCAUUAAACACACUGCACCACCCGGGCGUGCGGGAAGAGCGCGAGAGACUGCAGCGCCAUGGCGCAUUCUUCUCGCGUGACUCGUUUGGCGAGGAGCGGGCGAUGGCGAGGGUUGCCAAUACGCGGGCGUUUGGCGACUGGCAGGUGAAGCGGUUCGGCGUCAUUGCCGAGCCCGAGAUCCGCCAUUAUGAGGUCCAGGGCGACGAGGCCGCGUUCCUGAUUGUGGUUUCCGACGGGCUUACUGGCGUUCUGACGGACCAGGAGAUGGUCGACAUCGUCAAGGGAUGCAGCGACCCGGACCGGGCAGCAAAGAAGCUGGUGGACACGGCAGAGCGGCUCGGCUCUGACGACAAUAUGACUGCGCAGGUGCUGCGUCUGCCGGGCUGGGAGCAGCCCAUGAAGGACAUCACAGCCGAGCACCGCAAGCAGCGGCUCGAGAGCAUCGACCAGGUGAAGAACCUGCGCGGCUCCAUGCUGGUGGGUCCGCACGGCGGCAGCUCGUCGAUGCAAGAGUCCCUGCAUGGAGCACCAAGUGUACGUCUGGCCAAGCCCGAGCGCCUGCUGAAGCGCAUCUUCACCACGCACCAGCGCCCGAAACGCGAUACAUCCACAGGUGCCCAGGGGCUCCAGCUCACGGUGGCUCAGAUCCAGCAGCGGGUGCGCGCGUCCGGGCACCGCCUCACGCUUGGUUGCUGAGCCUGACGAGCUCGAGCUGGAC
Messenger RNA from Linderina pennispora, 1622 nucleotides. RefSeq names its product protein serine/threonine phosphatase 2C. The transcript has 2 exons. Lineage: Eukaryota; Fungi; Kickxellomycota; Kickxellomycetes; Kickxellales; Kickxellaceae. Bases 260 to 1600 code for a protein of 446 amino acids. Gene Ontology annotation, molecular function: protein serine/threonine phosphatase activity; cation binding. Gene Ontology annotation, biological process: protein dephosphorylation. The record is from RefSeq and is a predicted model, not a curated record.